Molecule: messenger RNA, 3307 nt
Organism: Gopherus evgoodei (Goodes thornscrub tortoise)
Lineage: Eukaryota; Metazoa; Chordata; Testudines; Testudinidae
Gene: FBXO15
Product: F-box protein 15
Exons: 9
Coding region: 488-1798 (436 amino acids)
Molecular function (GO): protein binding
Source: RefSeq, a predicted model, not a curated record
AAGUGACCACCUCAAGGAUUGAACUCACAACCCUGCAUUUAGCAGGCCCAUGCUCAAACCACUGAGCUAUUCCCUCCAAUUUUUGUACCAUGCGCAAAUGUUAAUCUAAUGGCCUGGGGGUUCCAACCCCUAGAGUCUAGACAAAUAAUUCAUGCUCCAGGCUAUGGUUUGCACAUUCCACCAGGUGACUGCAAAGCAGCAGCAGCAGCAGCAGCAGCAAUGGGAUUUCAGGGAAGGCACCUGCCCUUCACUGAGCAGCCUGUCAGCCACAGUGGAAAACAGAUUUGCACUUUCAGAAGUACCCUGAGGGUGGCUGUAAGUCCUGUUGAAGUUAACAGUAGUCUUUCCAUUGACUUUAAUGGCAGUUAGAUUAUAUCUUUUACAAGUACACAUGGAGCUGAGAAGAGAUACAGCAUCCCACCAAACUUUGGCUUGGAGUAGGCACUGUUGGUAAAGUACCUUGGGACCUGACACCACGUUUGAAAGUAUGCCAUCAGAGAUACUACUGAAGAUAUUUUCUUAUUUGGAUGCUGUAUCCCUGUUGUGUAUCGGUUGUGUGAAUAAACGCUUCUAUCAUCUGGCCAAUGACAAUGUGAUCUGGUUCAAAAUUUACUCCAGUUUUUUUCCACCUAAAAGAACAAAUUGGAAAACUAACUCUGUUGAAAGAACAGCUGUCUUACUAAGCCAUGCUACAAUUCAGGACAGAGAAUCAGGAUAUUGGAAGAACGAAUAUAUCAUGAAACAAACAGCAACUGGCAAAACUAGAAUAAUGCAGCUUCUGAAACCUAUAAACCCUUCCACUGGCCUUCCACUUAAAACCAAAGAAGCUAUCAAAACAUAUAGUUUGAGAUGGGUGAUUGUACUGAAGGACAGAAACGGAAAGGAACAUGUAAUGGAGCAAGUGGACAUCUCUUAUAAUGACACAUCUAUUACUAUAUUUUGGUAUGGUACAAACUGGCCAUGUUUAGACACCUUAUCAACUCUGGAAUUAUGUGGCAUGACACCAUUGCUUCUUGACCAAUGUAAAGUUCCCACCAAGAAUGGACCUCGGCGACGUUCCUUAAUUGCUGAAUUCAACCUUACUAACCUCACUAAAGUGACAACAAUGAUUGGCUCUGACAUGCUUGUGCAACUUUUCCGUUUGAACCCAGGACUCCUGAUGGGUCUCUGGAAGAAAGGAAAUGGAAUUGCUUUUGUUAUGGCGAGUCUUCAUCAUCAUCAACUUAUUGAGAGAAGCACUUUGGGCUCUGCCACUAAACAAUAUAUCCUGCCCCCUCAUAAACCUAUACUGGAUGAUGUUGACCCAGAAUAUGGACUGCAUGGCUACCAACUACAUAUUGAUAUGCACAGCGGAGGACAUACUUACAUGUGUGGUACAUUUCGCAAUCUGUUCUGCAGAAAAGAUUACAUUCGAAAUGGAUACUUGAGGCUUACAGUUAUAAGUUUAAAAAAUAAUUCACAACAUUUGCCUCUUGCUGGGAAAGUUGGCAUCUUCUGGAGAACUGAUGUGUUUGAAGGCAAUGUACAGAACUGUUACAUGAUGGAUGUGACCCUCUUGGAUGAAACUGAAAAACCCUUCUGGUGUUUCAGUGCCCCAGUCUACAUGAAACUUUCUUCCAGGGCAUCCUGCCUUUAUGACUAUAUGGGCCACAACUAUGACUUAAACUAUAUGGAUUCAGAGGGUAAAGUCCACGUUGAGCUGGUUUGGAUAGAAGAAUCCAAGGAAUACUAUAUAGUCAAUCUGGUUCUUUAUCUAAGGACUGAAAAAGUUAACCGCUGGUUUGGAACAAAAUACUGAUUCUAAUAAUUUGAGCAGUUACUUUCCCUGCUGGUAUUUAGUUGAUUUUUUGGAAGGGGUGGGGAUUAAGGUUGAAAUGAACCCCACAAUCCAGGUGCUACAAGUUGUUUUGUGCUUUAUUUACUGAAAACUAGGAAGUGUAGUCACUUAUUUAUUUAUAUUAUUGUUCUCACUUUUGUUAUUGGGGAGAGAAGUGAAACAUAAAAAGUAAUAGCUUUCCUGUGAAGCACCAUGAUGUGCUCUCUCUGUUGCAAGUACUGGGCACGAUAUGGGUAAAAAGAUCAUUGUCACUCAAUACAAUCUUAUCUGGCAUAGUCAGAUAUGUAAUGCUGCUUCUGAAACAGCUAUUGUAAAUAUGACUCUGUUCUCUCUCCAUAUUUGUAUGUUCUACACUGUUUCUAAGAACUUAAAAAAUACCUUGAAAAACUCUACUCCGUGAAGUCUGAAGUAACAAAACAAUGCCAAAGUGUUGUUGAGUGAGCUUCUAGAUAAUUGUCCUUUAGAUAAUUAUGAGAAACUAUUGCUAAAUGAGCAAACUUAUGCAGAUGAAGUAUUUUUAAUCAUAAUUUGUAAUCUAAAAUUCACUGUGGUAGGGGCUUUAAAAUUUUAGAUUGAAAGGCACAGGGAUGACCAAUGUGAGGAAGAAGGCUUUUGCCAAGGGAAAGACUUCUAUAGACCCUUUUCUUAAAAGUUGACUGUUAAAGCUGCUGUUGGGUCAGCGGGAAAAAUGCUGUUGUUUUAAUUUGGUUGCAUGGAUUGUGGUCCAUGUCUGAAAACAUUGAAGCCUUUAGUUAGGAACUGAAAGUGAUAUGUUGGCCCCUAAAUAAGAGGUCUGAUUUUUUCCCCAGAGGAGCUGAGCGUCAUCAGCUCCUAUUGACAUAGUUAAGAUUCAGUUAUUUAAGUAGAAAUGAUGGAUACCGAAAAUAUGACUUUUAGUAUCUAUCUGUAGGACUUGUUUGAAAAUUGUGUUUUAUAUGUUUACUCUUUCAGGCUACUUGGUUGUACCUUUUGGAGUCCAAUCCUGUAUGUCUUAUUUGAAAUCCAUUGGGAGUUUUGCCUGAGGGAGAUACAUGGCACUGGCACAAUUGUGUCUUUUUAGUAAUGUGGAUAACGUUAAUGUGUAGUUUAUUACAAAUAGAUAAAUUUUGUGUUUUUUCCAAGUACUUCCUAUUACAGAUAAGGUUGUCCGACCAUAAUUACUUGUUUGUUGUCUUCUGUGAUUUGUUUUUAAUUGUAACAAAAAUGAUUUAUUUUAAUGUGUGUUUAUUUACCUCCAGUCUCUAUAUUAACUUGCAUAUAUGAGCCACAUAUUUAAACAGUCCCUGAGUUUAAGUAUCUGUCCUUUGUACUACAGAUAUAUUGAUUCUUUUUGUUAAUUUAAUUUUUAAACUUGUUUACUGUUUUCUUUGAAUUCAAAGAUACUAAGUAAAGAAAAUAGAAAAGCUGGUCUGGUUCAGCAUAUGUUUACAGUUUGACAUCUGUGUAACCUUGCCUAAUCAAUAAACAAAA